AAUUUGCACAUGUAAAGUUAUCGAAUGGCUGAAUCAGAGCAUGAAACUUCCCAUCUUGCACACGUAAUACGUGAUAUGGAAAAUGAUUUUGAGUUUGCCAUCGGGAUGGUUUUUUCUAAUGAAGAUGAAGCAUAUUAUAAGUAUGUGGCUUAUGCAAUUGGAAAAGGAUUUGGAGUGAGGAAGGGUCAUACGGUUAAAAAUAGGAAAGGAGAAAUAACUCGACGAAUAUUUUUGUGCAAUUGUGAGGGCCAUUCUGUCACCUCAUCUAAUCAAGAAAAGAAAUUUGAGAGGGCUGAAGUUAGAUGUGGGUGUCCUGCUCAUAUCAAAUUUAAGGUUGAUAAUGGUGUCUAUGAGGUUAUAGAGUAUGUUUCUGAGCAUAAUCAUGCAUUUGUACCGGAAGAUCAAAAGCAUAUGAUUAGAUGUGGAAGGAUGAUAUCCGAUACUUGCAAAGGUGUUUUAAGUGGCAUGAUGAAAGCAGGCAUUGGUGGGACUAUGGCAUAUAAGUUCUUAGCAAAUGAAGCAGGUGGAAGUAAAAAUUUGGGUUUCAUUCUACGUGAUUGUCAAAAAUUUUACAGACAGAAAGCAAUAAGAUUAUGGAAGGGGGAGAUUGUCAACAACUUUUGAAUCAUUUCCAUCGCAUGCAAAUGCAAAACCCAAUGUUUUUCUACGCUGUACAAGUAGAUCAACAAGGUAGAUUGACAAAUUUAUUUUGGAGAGAUAGUUUGUCCAAAUUCGAUUACGAUUGUUUUGGUGAUGUGCUAGUGUUUGAUUCCACGUAUCGAACUAAUAGAUAUAGUUUGAUUUGUGCACCUUUUGUUGGGGUUAAUCACCAUUGGAAAAAUACUGUGUUUGGUUGUGCAUUUUUGUUGGAUGAGACGGCGGAAUCAUUCAUUUGGUUAUUUAAUGUGUUUUUGGAGUCUAUGGGAGAUAAGGCUCCUAAAACCAUAUUCACCGAUCAAGAUCAAGCCAUGGCAAAAGCCAUUAGAGUGG
This is a messenger RNA of Eucalyptus grandis, 990 nucleotides long. RefSeq names its product protein FAR1-RELATED SEQUENCE 5-like. Lineage: Eukaryota; Viridiplantae; Streptophyta; Magnoliopsida; Myrtales; Myrtaceae. The record is from RefSeq and is a predicted model, not a curated record. The transcript is spliced from 2 exons. The coding region runs from base 25 to 624 and encodes 199 amino acids.